AUGGGAAAAGCGUCCAAAGCCACCAAGAAGUUCCAAACGAAGCAUUUGAAGCACACACUGGACCACAGAAAGAAACAGAAAGAACAUGCAAAUAAGACUAGGGGCCGUAGGGGUAACAAGAGCGAGCAAGAGAAACAGGAUUUGGCAUUGACGAAGGAAGAACAGCAGCUUCGUAAUUCUUCGAAGGAAGAGGUCUUCAAAGACAUGAGCGUGGAGGCCUUCUUCGCAGGAGGGUUCGAGGUUCCUAAAAAGAGCAAAGCUGCCAAGCAUGCGGAAAAACAGAAGCAAGCUGAGGCUGGCGAGGAAGACGAAGAUGAAUCUUCUAGCGAGGAUGAGGCUGGAAUGGCAGAAAGCAUGGCCACUUUGGCGGAAAAAGAUCCAGAGUUCCACAAGUACUUGCAGGAAAAUGACAAGGCUCUAUUGGACUUCCAGGGUACCAAUCCGCUGGAUGCAAUCAGCGGUGAUGAGGACGAGGGCCAGGACGAGGAGGCGGCUGAGGGGAAAGCGUCAGACAACAACGGCACUGUUAAGGAAACUGUCGAGGUUGAUCUCAAACUCCUCAAAAAAUGGAAAAAAGAAUUGAAUAGCUCAUCUCUCAAUGCUAAGCUCAUUAGAAACAUUGUCUCGGCUUUCAAGGCUGCAGCCAAUGCCAACAAGGAAGACCUAGUGGACACCUACAAAUUUGCCGUUACCGACGGAAAAGCUUUCCAAGAGCUCAUGUUUCUUGCGCUCAAGGACAUGCCUACAGCAAUUGUUAAAUCUCACCCAUACCAGAUUUCCAAAGGUGCAAGAACUCUUCCGAACAACUCGAACGUCACAAAGAUUUCCAGUGCGUUGAAAUCUCACGCUGGGUCCAUGAUUACAAUGCUCCACGACAUUACCAACACAGAGACUGCCGCCCUUGUUUUGCACUCGCUGGAUCAAAUUUUGCCAUACUUCUUGUCACAUAGAAGAAUUAUAAAAGAAAUCAUCAAGAGCGUUGUGGAACUGGGGGCCACAACAAGAGACUUGGACACCCAAAUCACCGCUUUUGCUUUCCUCAAUAACACUUCGCGUGAGUUCAAAAAAUCUGUGUUGGACACUGUUCUAAAAACAACUUAUUCUUCUUUCAUCAAGAGUUGUCGUAAAACCAACAUUCGUACUAUGCCUUUGAUCAAUUUCCAGAAAAAUUCCUCGGCUGAGCUAUUUGGAAUAGACGAGGUCCUGGGCUACCAAAUUGGUUUUGAGUACCUCAGGCAGCUGGCCAUUCAUUUAAGAAAUAGCAUUAAUGCUGCGACCAAAAAGUCCGCCAAAACGAACCCUGCUGAUGCCUACAAAAUUGUUUACAAUUGGCAAUUCUGUCAUUCUCUUGACUUUUGGUCCAGAGUCUUGUGCUCCCAGUGUAAUCCUGAAAAGGAGAAUGGUAAAGAAUCGCAUUUGAGACAGUUAAUUUAUCCGCUGGUGCAGGUUACGAUUGGUGUGAUAAGACUAAUCCCAACCGCCCAAUUUUUCCCCUUGAGAUUCUACCUUAUCAAAUCGCUCAUCAGACUUUCUCAAAAUACUGGCGUAUUCAUACCUAUCUACCCACUUCUUUCCGAAAUCUUGUCAUCAACAGCUUUCACUAAAGCACCAAAGAAACAGUCCACUCUGCCAGCUUUCGAUUUUGAGCACAAUAUCAAGUGUAACCAAGGCUACUUGGGCACCAAAGUUUACCAAGAUGGUUUGGGUGAGCAGUUUAUCGAAAUGAUAUGCGAGUACUUUGUUCUUUACUGCAAGAGUGUAUCAUUCCCAGAAUUGACAACUCCGGCUUAUAUUGCUUUACGUCGUUACAUCAAGACGUCUAAAAACAGCAAAUUCAACAAACAAGUGAGCAACGUGCUAGAGAAACUAAAGCAGAAUUCUGAUUUCAUUCUCAACAAGAGAACUGAGAUUGACUUUGGUCCUACGAACAGAUCCGAGGUGGAACGCUUUUUGAGCGACGUCCCAUGGAACAAAACUCCUUUGGGCUCUUACGUCCAGGUUCAUCGUGAAGUCAAGGAGGAAAAGGCUAAAAUUUUGAGAGAGAGUUUGGCCGAAGAGGAAGAGGAGGAUACCCGCCAAGAGUCGCCUUCGGAACCAGAUGCUGAAGAUGUCGAAAUGUCCGACGCCUCCGACAAUUGA
Messenger RNA from Lachancea nothofagi CBS 11611, 2139 nucleotides. The record is from the annotation of a GenBank genome assembly. Lineage: Eukaryota; Fungi; Ascomycota; Saccharomycetes; Saccharomycetales; Saccharomycetaceae.